Molecule: messenger RNA, 877 nt
Organism: Cicer arietinum (chickpea)
Lineage: Eukaryota; Viridiplantae; Streptophyta; Magnoliopsida; Fabales; Fabaceae
Product: protein LURP-one-related 15-like
Source: RefSeq, a predicted model, not a curated record
CAAACAAGUUUAUAAGAAAGUCUCAGUUCGGAUGAUGACGCCAACGCCAACCGCAAUAGUCGGCUCUCAAUAUUGUGCUCCAUAUCCACUUGAUCUUGCGUUGGUUAAAAAAGUUGGGACCUUUUCACAUGGAAACUUCGCCGUCACUGAUGUUAACGGCAACAUCGUUCUCAAAGUUAAAGGUUCCAUUCUAACCCAUGAUUACCGUGUCUUCUUUGAUGCCGCCGGUAACCCCAUCCUCACCCUACGUAAGAAGUUAGUGACUAUGAGUGAUCGGUGGGAAGCUUUUAGGGGUGAAAGCAUACAUGCUAAAGAUCUUAUAUUUACAUUGACGCGAUCCUCUUUAUUCCCAUGUAAGACCAAAUUAGAUGUCUUUCUAGCUAGUAACACAAAAGAAAAUGUUUGUGAUUUUAAGGUCAAAGGUAGUUGGUUCGAACGAUCUUGCAUUGUUUAUGCCGGUGAAUCUAACAAUAUUGUUGCCCAGAUGCAUCCAAAGUUCACUUUAACGAAUGCUUUAAUUGGUAAAGACCAUUACAUGGUCAGAGUUUAUCCCAACGUUGAUUACGCUUUCAUAAUAGCGUUAAUUGUGAUUCUUGACGAGAUGAACCGAUUCGAGUUACAUUUUUCUAUACUUCCAUGUGUUUUAUUAUCAAAUUAAAGGGUGUGAAGAUUAUAGAUUCAAUUCAUAGCUAUUUUUAAUAGGUGUAAUUGUACUUAUUAGUCCAUCUAAUUUAUUAAUUCUGUGAUUUUAGUUUCAAAUGAGCAAUUUUGCUCCCUCUAGUUUUCAACCUUUCUGAUUUAUUAGUCCUUCACUUUGAUUUUGAAAACUUGAUGCUAAGGUUACAAAUGAAAAAUAGUUGUAUAAUUCUUAUCGGCC